Molecule: messenger RNA, 1070 nt
Organism: Corticium candelabrum
Lineage: Eukaryota; Metazoa; Porifera; Homoscleromorpha; Homosclerophorida; Plakinidae
Product: isoaspartyl peptidase/L-asparaginase-like
Exons: 1
Coding region: 23-985 (320 amino acids)
Cellular component (GO): cytoplasm
Molecular function (GO): beta-aspartyl-peptidase activity; asparaginase activity
Source: RefSeq, a predicted model, not a curated record
GUCACGUGCAAGUGGCGUGAAGAUGGCAUUACCAGUGAUUGUCGUACACGGAGGCUGUGGAAACUUGAGUGACAACGUUAGUGUCAGAGACCGUAAGCAACGUGGAGCAGAAAAGGGUGCGCUAGCGGGGUGGGAGCUCCUGACCGGUUCGUCGGACUCUCGCACAACUUCGUCGACACACAGCAGCUGCGCAGCCUUGGAUGCCGUAGAGAAAGCCGUACGCGUCCUAGAAGACGAUCCAGAGUUUAACGCGGGCCGAGGGUCGAUGUUGACGAGAGAUGGCCUGGUAGAAAUGGACGCUGUCAUCAUGGACGGCAGGGACUUGAACGCCGGAGCGGUAGCUUGUGUGUCGACCGUCGCGAAUCCUGUAACACUAGCACGAUAUGUGAUGGAGAAAUCAGACCACGUCCUUCUGGUGGCCGACGGAGCAGAGAAAUUUGCAAAUGAGGUCGGCAUUCCGAUCGCCUCACGGACAGAACUCAUCACUGAAGAGGCGAGGUCGCGUCUUAUGGCCGCAACAGACUUUAGUAACGCAGCUAGACAACAUCUCUCUAGCGUAGAACCCGGGCACGGUACGGUUGGUGCGGUUGCAGUUGAUAGAGAUGGAAAUCUAGCUGCUGCCACAUCGACUGGUGGAAUGACUGGCAAAUUGCCUGGUCGGGUGGGGGACAGCCCACUUGUUGGAAGUGGAGCUUAUGCUGACAAUAGUGUUGGCGCUGCUUCUGCCACCGGUUCUGGAGAACACAUCAUGAGGAUGAACUUGUCUCGUUUAGCAUUGUGGCACAUCGAAGGUGGUAAAGCACCUCAAGAGGCAGUCAGAGAAGUGGUAGAGAAUAUGGAAACUCGCGUUCAUGGCAGUGGUGGACUCAUUGUAGUGGACAAAGGUGGAAAGAUAGGAAUUCACACGUCGACUAGAGACAUUGUUUGGGCGUCAUGCAGUCAAUCUGAAGGAUUAAGGAGUGGCCUCAAAGCAUUAACUAAAUAACAAUCAGAUGAAUGUUCACUGCUUAUUUGUGUGUGCUUUUCAUAUGGAAUUAUGAAACGUUUUGCAGUGCCAAACACUCAUUAAA